AUGGUGAGCUCUGUGAACAUAAUGAUUCCAAAAACGACUUCGAAGAAACCAAAAGGUGAAGCAAAGUCAAUAGGUACUAAAGAUAGAAAAUCUCAAACACAAGAUAUGGCAAUAGUUGAAGUGCCGGCAAAACGAGAGGGUCCGAAACAAGAGAAAAAGAAAAUCACAUCGGUUCGGAGGAAGGAGCCAAAAAAGUCUGUUAGAAGGAAGAAAACUAGUUCGGAGGGCGUCGCCAAUCAUGAAGUGAACACACCGAGUAUUCAAACCAAAAAAGUGGCGAGUCCAGCACCAUCUGAUGAAAAAAUCAUCGAGAAAAAGAAAGAUGAAGGAUCGAAACAGGAGAAAAUUGUUACGAAAGCUCCAACUACGUCGAAAAAGUUCAAUAUGGAAUUGGCUCAGAAAUUCUUCAAACAGAUGAUGGAAAGUCAAAAGAUAACAAAAAGGGCAAAGAAUAAUACCACCGAAGAAGAUGUGAAUGCUGACACAAUGCCUGAAUCAAGUUUUAAUGGACUCUCCAGGAGAUCCAAGAGAGUACAUCGUAACAAGGGGAAACCAGCACCUCUAGAUCGGAACAUCUUCAAAGAGAAUGGAGAUCCAAUUUGGGUGGUUUCUGAGAGAAAACCAGGAGACAAACAAGUAUUCAAUGAGGCGGGUGAGCUGGUCAAGAAUCCAGAAUUGAUGGCUGCGUUGGAAGAUGAGAAUUUGGAGUAUGAGGAUGGAAAAGGAUGGAUUAACAAGAUCACUUCUUUUCUUGGUGGAGAAAUGAUGGAUUGGAAAACGUAUAACAAAGAGGAUACUCUGGAUAUGGAUCCAUUUGCACCUGUCAAUGUACUCAAAACACGAGGAGAAACAUUUUUCAAAAAAGAAUCAGUGAUCUACAAUACUUCUGAUGCUAUCCUUCAUCUCUCUCACAAUGCAAUGGAACGCUUCUCCAACCAAGGUGAGGAUACGUGUCCGCGUAGAAAUGGUCCAGCAUCAAGAGAAAACGAAGAAGAAGAGAAGACGUGCAUUAUCACUUCGAUGAAGUUCAAUAUGGGUAAUUUGUUCUUGAUCAAUUAUGAUCGACGUAGGCCGAUUGUGUCUAUUCGAAAGUUCAAGAAGAGGUAUCGAGAUCAAUUGAAACUUUCAAUUGAAAAUGAGAAAAAGGAAAAAGAAGAAAAGGAGAGGGAGAUGGAAAAGGAAGAAGCUCAAACUCAAACGAAACGAGAAGAAUUGAAAAAAGAAGAAGAGAAAAAGGAAGAAGCACCGCCUUGA
This is a messenger RNA of Caenorhabditis briggsae, 1254 nucleotides long. The record is from RefSeq and is a predicted model, not a curated record. Lineage: Eukaryota; Metazoa; Nematoda; Chromadorea; Rhabditida; Rhabditidae. The coding region runs from base 1 to 1254 and encodes 417 amino acids. The transcript has 6 exons.